Didymodactylos carnosus is the source of this 720-nucleotide messenger RNA. The record is from the annotation of a GenBank genome assembly. Lineage: Eukaryota; Metazoa; Rotifera; Eurotatoria; Philodinida; Philodinidae.
AUGUCACUAUUGUGCCUCAAUAGUGCUUCAGUUAUUGAAGAAUCAUCAACGAAGAAAGAAGAAACUGGAGUCAACGUGGAAGCUAUGUUAAAAGAGCAGAGAGCAAGCAUUUCCUCCUCUAGGUUGUCAACACCUUAUCCACGUGGCAUGAUUGUAAUGAUAGCUUCACUGGAAACAGACAACUGGUUUACAAUACAAGGAAAUGGUAUUGGUGAAUAUACUGGCUGGUACAUUUGUGAUGGAAGGAAUGGUACACCGGAUUUACGUGGCAGAUUUUUAGUAGGACGCGAUGUUUUUUCUUCUGAGUCAGAUUAUAGUGACGUAGGAAAAAUUGGUGGUACUUCACGUGUACAACUUAGUGAGAACCAGAUGCCUAGUCAUACCCACACUGAUAAAGGUCAUAGUCAUACAAUCAGUUUAAGUACCGGUGUUGCGGGCAGCCAUGCGCAUGACUAUGAUGACAUAUUCUUUAGCGAACAUUAUGGCAAUUCGGCUAACUAUGUCAGUGUACCAAGAAAUUUAGGAUCCAAGUCAAGUGAUCACGAUAAUGUAGGACAUCAAAUGCGUAGAACAACGUAUAGCGCAGGUAAUCAUCAACACAAUAUAGUUGGCAAUACGCUGAAUGGAGUGGCUUCUAUUGCUGCAUCAGGUGGGAAUCAGUCACACGAAAACCGUCCACCAUAUUAUGUCGUCAUUUAUAUAGUUUAUUUGGGUGUUUAA